Messenger RNA from Cheilinus undulatus (humphead wrasse), 7876 nucleotides. RefSeq names its product tetratricopeptide repeat domain 13 (gene ttc13). Gene Ontology annotation, molecular function: protein binding. The record is from RefSeq and is a predicted model, not a curated record. NCBI's taxonomy places the organism in Eukaryota, Metazoa, Chordata, Actinopteri, Labriformes, Labridae. Bases 20 to 2500 code for a protein of 826 amino acids. The transcript has 23 exons.
GUCACACAUGUAGCACAACAUGGCCCCUUACAGCCGGGCUGUUGUUGUGGUAGCUCUCUCACUACUGUACCUGAGUCGGGCAAUUUUUUCCUCGGAGUAUUUCUCCACUCUGACUUUGUUCAACAACGAGCUCCACAAGCAGGGAUGCAGCUCGCUGUCGGAGUGGGAAGAGUACGCGGCGGACUGCGAGUCCUCCAUCUUACAGCUGGAUGACCCAGACUGCGAAGAGGGCAGCAAUCCUCCCUGCGAGUCAGUCUUCUCUCUUAAUGCCGAGAAGAUUUUGAAUCAGGCCAAGUUGUUCAUUGAACAGAAAAAAAUCCCCUUCCCCGUGGAUAACCUCAACACAAUCGAAGACCUAGCUAUAGGUUACGUUCUGAUAGCCAACGGUCUUUAUGAUGAAGCCAUCAAACACUUCUCACUAUUAUUACAGAGUGACCCAGAGCUGGUCAGUGCCAUCUAUGGGAGAGGGAUAGCGUAUGGGAAGAAAAGUUUACAGGACAUCAAGAACGCUGACUUGGCGUUGUACGAGCUCAACAGAGUCAUCACCCUCGAGCCAAACUGGCCGGAGGUCUAUGAGCAGAGAGCAGAGAUCCUGUCUCCGCUGGGACGUAUCAGUGAAGCUCUUGCUGACCUCACUAAAGCCAUCCAGCUGCAGCCGUCAGCGCGACUCUACAGACACAGAGGAACACUACUCUUCAUUUCAGAGGACUAUGUGGCAGCUAUGGAGGACUUCCAGCAGUCUUUAGAGCUUAAGAAGAAUCAGCCCAUCGCCAUGUUGUAUAAAGGCCUCACAUUUUUCCACAGAGGCAUGCUCAAGGAAGCCAUAGAGACGUUUAAGGAGGCUCUGAAGCUAAAAUCUGACUUCAUAGAUGCAUAUAAAAGUCUCGGACAAGCCUACAGAGAGCUGGGUGAUUUUGAGUCAGCGAUGGAGAGCUUCCAGAAAGCCCUCAUGCUGAACCAGAACCACAUCCAGUCUCUCCAGCUCCGAGGCAUGAUGCUGUACCACCAUGGCUCCCUGCAGGAGGCCAUAGGCAACUUCAAGAGGUGUCUUCAGCUGGAGCCAUACAAUGAGGUGUGUCAGUACAUGAAAGGGUUAAGUCACGUGGCGAUGGGUCAGUUCUACGAGGGAAUCAAAGCUCAGACUAAAGUCAUGCUGAAUGAUCCUCUGCUGGGACAGAAAGCCAGCUCAGAAUACCUCAAAGUUAAAUACCUCAGAGAGUAUUCUCGCUACCUGCACUCCCACUUGGACAUCCCAGUAGCAGAGUACAAUGUGGACCAGGACUUACCAGGGAACUUUAAAAACCACUGGGCCAAAAAUUUGCCAUUUUUAAUAGAAGACUAUGAAGAACAGCCCGGUCUGCAGCCACAUAUCAAGGAUGUGCUGCCACAGAACUUUGAAAGCUACAGCAGUGAAGUUCAGAAGUUGAUCUGCACAGCUGACCACCUGGGGGCGCUCAUGCAAUAUGACACUCCUGGUUUCUUACCCAACAGAAGAAUACACAGAGCCAUGGGUUUAGCCACCUUAGAGGUGAUGCAGGCGAUGCAUCGAACAUGGAGCAACUCUAAAGUGAGAGUAAACGGCAAAACCAGACAAAUGCAGUGGAGAGACAUGUUUGACAUAGCUGUUAAGUGGAGAAGGAUUGCUGAUCCAGACCAGCCAGUCCUGUGGUUAGACCAGAUGCCCGCGCGGAGUCUCAGUCGGGGCUUCAACAAUCACAUCAACCUCAUCAGGGGACAGAUUAUCAACAUCAGAUACCUGGCCUACUUUGACAACAUCCUCGACUUCAUCAAAGACAGAAUACUAGUGUAUCACGGGGCGUACAAUCCAAGAGGGCUCCUCGAGGUCCGGCAGGCUCUUGAAAAUGUGAAUAAAGUCGAAGACCUGCUUCCAAUAAUGAAGCAGUUCAACAGUAAAACCAGAGAUGGCUUCACAGUCAACUCCAAGGUGCCGAGCAUGAAGGAUCCUGGGAAAGAGUACGACGGUUUCACUAUCACCAUCACAGGAGACAGAGUGGGCAACAUGCUAUUCUCAGUUGAGACACAGACGACUGAAGAGCGGACGCAGCAGUAUCAGUCAGAGAUAGAGUCCAUUUACAAAGAUCUCACUGCCAAAGGAAAAACACUGAUGCUCUCUACUGAACUUGGGGAUGCAGAUGCCGUGUGUAACCUAAUCCUCUCCUUGGUGUAUUACUUCUGUAAUCUCAUGCCACUUUCCAGGGGAUCAAGUGUGGUGGCUUAUUCAGUCGUAAUGGGAGCGCUGAUGGCCAGUGGGAAAGAGGUCAUCGGAAGGAUCCCAAAAGGAAAGCUCGUGGAUUUUGAAGCCAUGACCACACCCAGUCCAGACAGCUUCAGUAAAACAGCAAAAGGUUGGAUGAAUCUAAAAAGUUUGCCAAGUUGGUACCAGAGUCUUCCAUCAGUGGCAGAAACGUUCCCGUCUUCAAGAACAAUGAUAGAGGUUCUCAACACAGACUCGUCCUCACACUGUCCAAAGAAGUCCUAACAGGACUUCAACACGGGAAGUGGUUAGUGGAAGUGGAAGUGGUUAAUGAAAGUCUUAAUAAUGGAGCUUCUACACUGGGCUGAACAAAGGGACUGUCUUCUUCUGCAACCCAAACAAAACACAACGAAGUUCUCUGUUAAUAUCUUUAGCUUUAAUUUCAAAAUACAAAGACGGAAAGUCAAAUCAUUGUAUGAAACUUUAGUGGAGAUGGAUAUGCCUUUAUCUUUUGAUCCUUGAUAAAAUUGGUGUGAAAUUUUAGUCUAAAAAAGUUUUUUCUCUGUGAGACGACAGCCAGUUUCAGCUUCCUUAAGUCUGACUUAUUAAGUUACACUGCAAAAACUUGAAUCUGAGUAAGUUUAUUUAUCUAAUCUCUAUUCAGAAACAUCUCAGUAUACUUAAUAUUAGGCCUGUAGUCAACCAAAGAAGAUUUUGGGUCUACCGAAAUUACACCCACACACUGACCAAUCAUCAUUACUUCAAGUGUGUGCAGCAGUUGCCGUGGCACACUUCGAGACCAACCUCUAACGGCACACCACUUUUCCUUUAAAUGUAGGAUUAUGACCUGAUAAGGGGGAAAAGCUUUUGAAAAGUGGUUCCACGCUGUGGCAGUGGUUGAUUGUGGUGGCGACACUCGCAGUAAUGACUGCAUGUCCCAGCACUUUAUUCUGGUAUAUUUGGCACACCAGUUUGUACGAUGCAGGUGACUUUGUAGGGAAAAAAUACAUAUUAAGCAUACAUUUCAUACAGUGCAUUUAAGGGAAAAUUUUGCUUGCCACAUUGGCAGUUUAAUUCAGACCUUAUUUUAUCUUGGAAUUAGAUGCUCAUCUGGACUUGUUAGGUGAAUGUAGCUCAUAUUUGUUUUGAUGAGAUAUUUUUAACUAAAAAAAUAGACACAGUCAGAUUUAAGUUUUUGCAGUGUGGUUCAAGAAAGUUUGCUCCAUUUUCACUCAUGCUCCUUAAAUUACUCCUUUACACAUAAAGCAUGGCAAAGCAGGGCAACUUUAUUCAUAGAGAACUAUUCAUACACGGAGCGAUUCCAGGCCCUUUACACAGUUUAAAACAGACUUGUUAUAAGCUAAAAUGUUCAGUUCUUGCAUCAUUUGAAUGUAAUGAUUUUAUAGUAUAACUGGCAAAAAUUCUUAGGAAUAUGCAGGCUGGAAUUUCUUCUGAUUCAGCCCCACAGAAAGAAAGACCAGAAACACAACAGUGGCUGUAAUUUUUCUCAUGUUUACAUGGUAAUUUACCCUCUGUAUACCAAGUCUUCCUGCAGAUUUAAUCCAUUUUUGGCCACAGAUGCUAAUACAUUAUACAUUUUAGUCUUUGCAACACUAAAACUUAAAUAUUUUAAAAGUACCGAUUGCCAAAAUUGACUCAAAAUUUUAAUUUGGGGGUUCCUAGUCAUACUUUUCUUCAUAUUUAGCCCCCAAAAAUUAAUGAAUUAUCUGCUGUGUAUGUGAUCUAGAACAGUGGUUCUCAACUGGUGGGUUGGGACCCAAAAGUUGGUCUCGUAGCUGUUGCAGUAGGACAUGUGUCUGAAAAAAAAUGGUGCCAAAAAGUCCACGAAGUACUGAAGUCCUUGCUGGACAUGCAUCUAUACAUUAUCUUUUACCAUGGGUAAAUUCAAAUAUUUCCCCCAUAUUUCAAUUCAUUUAUCUCAUUAUCUUGCAAUGGCAAAGCUGCUUUUCCCACUGUCAUGAGAUAAUUUUUCAACUACUUAUGAAAUUGCCAAAAAUUUCAGGUAAUCGGGGGGAGUGGUUUGUAAAACAAGUAAGUUCUGCCUUGUCUCUUUUCUAUGUUAUGUAUUUUGCUCCAAGAUCCAAGCUGCAAUGUUAUUCCUGAAAUAAACAUGCGUAGUUGAAAAUUUUAGGAAAUUUGGGUCGCGAUGUGCCAUUCAGGAAACUGAGGGGUCCUGAGGCUGGACCAGCUGAGAACCAAUGAUCUAGAAUCCAGAACAAAAUUUACUUUCCCCUUACUCUAAACACUUGACCGCCAACUCAUGCUCAUCUGUCUGCAGCCAGGCUGAUGUUUUUUUUUCCAAGUAAUUAAUACGAAAUACAGAACCUUUGGUGCUUUCGGCACCUUUGCUUUCAAUGAGUCCUUUUAUUUCCACACUCUAGUAUUUUGGAAAAGUUGACAGAAAGCUUAAGUGUCAUAGUUUGGGCUGCAGAAGUGAUCAUGUUCACCCUUUUUCCCUUUUCUCUGCUUUUCAGGCCUUGCAUUAAAACAACCAAAGCACAAAAUCCAUCUAAUAAACAGCCAUCAUGAACAAUCUUAUGUUUCUCAGUCAUGGUCAAAAUUUUAGCUUUAGAUUGCUUUAAUCUGGAUGUUUAUUUGUGAAUGUUUCCUGCUACCUAAAGUAAGAUUUAAUUUAACUUCAGGGAGUCUAAUUGGCACUUUAAACUAUAAAACCACUGUUAAACACAGAGUCCAGCCUAUCAGCAGAGAAGAAGUUUUAAAACUAUGAAACAAAAACCAUCAGGGCUAUCGAAUUCCACUUGAGAUACUUGAAGCAGUCUCUUUAUUUUGCUUUCUCGACACUUAGGGGAAGAAGUGUCUCUUCUCUUAUGGGAUAUUAAACCUGUUUUCUUUCAUUGUGACCAAUAAAGGGUUGGUGGUUUUAGGGUGGGUUGGCAGUAGAACUAGAAUAAAGCAAUAGUCAGAGAUCUUUGAGAAUUUUUAGAGGAGUGCUCAAGGCCUUUUUGGGACCAGAUUUCCUUUAUGGAGUAACUGACCAACACAGAAACCCUUAAGUGAUACAUAAUCAUAUUUUUAUUUUCCCAACAAAGUAAGUAGUUUCAAGAUCAUUUUUGUCUCCCCUUUCAGAGUAAUGCUUACUUUCCCAUAAUAAGAAGUAAGUUCCUCAAGAUCUUGAGAGAAUAACUGAGAUUGGCACUUUGUCACAGAACAAACAGCUUUUAUAUGAGGUCUCAAGAAAACAACAAAAAAUAUAUCACUGGAAACUUGGUUAAAUAAACUAGUAUGUGUAAAUUUUGUCAUUGAAUUGUCUGCAAAUUUGGUGAGUUUUUGGGCAUCCUAAGACCCAUGAAUUUGCUAUUUAUUUUGAGAUAAAGAAAAACUAAAAUUCCAGUUCCAACAGUCUUCCCAUUCUUAAGUUAGUACUUGAGUCUUACUAAAUUGUGUGAAUGUAUAUCUGUUUAGACUUUUGUAGAUAAACUAUGAAAUUAUUUUUAUUAUUCAGACAACUUUAAAGCAAACAGACCAUUGUUUGCUGAUUCCAUCUCCUCCAAUGUGAAGAUUUCUGACUUCUGAUUUCAAGUUUAGUUUUCUGACAUUUUGAGGCAAAAGAUCUCAUGAUUUUAAUAAUAAGGUCUUUUACACUUGCAAAUGUAAUAACUGCCCACAAGCAUAGUAAACCACAAACAUAAUAUAAAUCAGAAAUUUUUACCAUAAUAGUCACCAAAAUUUGAUAAAUUUCCCACAAAUGUAAUAGUAUUUGCUGACUGAAAACACAACAAAAUUCCCACAAACCUAAUAACUAUUAAAUUUGUGGUAAGGUAAAAUAUAUCUGGUUUUUGAAAAUUGAAAUUAUUCCCACAAAUUUAAUAUGAACAUGAAAACUAAAUGUUUGAGGUCAUUGUUGUUUGUUGUAGCCUUUUUGUAGCUGCUAGCGGGUUUAAGUCAGCUUGGGCUCAAGCACUUUAAAAAAUGUAGUCAUUUUUUUGUUUGCCAUGAAACAGGAAGUAUUUUUUUCAGUCGUAAAACACCGAUAGAGCCCUGAAUCUUAGCGGAGUUUUAAAUGUAAUAUGAACACGAAAACUAAAUGUUUGUGUUCAUUGUUUUUGUUCUUUGAUGUUCAAGUCAGUUCAAGGUCAAGUUACAUCAAAAAACGUAGACUUGGUGAUUUUUUUUGUUCGCCAUGAAACAGGAAGUUGAUUUUUCAGAGUCUGUUUGACUCAUUUGAAUCAACUCUAUUAAGAUUCAUGGCUCUACCAGUGUUUUAAGACUGAAAAAAACUACCUCCUGUUUCAUGGUGAACUAAAAAUUGCCAUAGCUACAUUUCUUGAUGUGAAAAGAGCUUGAACUCACUGGCAGUUGUAAAAAAAGGCUACUUAAAACAAUGACCUUUACUUAAAUUUUUCAUGUUAACAUUAUAUUUGUGGAAAGUUAAUUCAAUUUUAAGAGACUGAUUUUAACCCAACCAUUAACGUAAUAAAUCCCUGCAAAUGUAAUAGUUAUUACAUUGGCCCGUUACUCAUUCAGCCUUGUUGCUUCAAAGUAAGUUUUUUCAAAUAAUUUUGACACUUAGAUUCUAAAAAUUUACGGCCCUUUUUUUGAUCUAGCCUUUGCUAAAUAAGGGGACAAUCCUUUUCAGUAGAAGCUAACUAGUAAAGCCUUCUAAAUUUUCUCCAAUAUCUCUGACUGUUGUUAUUAAUUAUGGACGAAGGAAAGUACACCACAUGCUGUUAUUUUCUUUGCCAGCAUUCCUCAAUCUUUGUUUUUCUUCUCUUAUAAUCUCAUGGAUUAAAUUUGCCUGUAUGAGCCAUCCUUACGGAAAUCUUGGACCAAUAAUAGAAUCAGAAAAAAGAGCUUGUAUUUCUCCAGAUGUUCACCAUGAUCUACUUCCUGUAGAAUCUUUUCCUUUGGUCCUUUUACAGAUUUUCAGAGAAAAUCAAAUAAAAAGAACUUGGUUAAAGACAAAAGCCAUUGCAGUGAAAGUAAAAGUUACAAGUCUGCUCAAAAGUUUUUAAAUUAAUUCCAGAUCCUAUUCAGUUUAAAUCUGCUUGUAAUUUCAACAUGCACAACCCAUAAAGCCUAUAAUGUUUAAGAUUUUCAUUAUUCCUGUUAAUACAAUGUUAACUUGGGUCAAUUCUUUAAGGGAAGAUACUUGGUUACUGCAUAGGAAUGUGAUGUUUACAUGCAGCACAUUACAAAACAGCUGCUGCCUUUAUUGAAGACGUUGGUUCAAGCACAAGGAGGAAAAAGCGAACAAGCUCAGCACCUCGAGUAUUCUGAGAGUUUUUAGUCUUAUGAACAAACUUCAGCAUCAUUUAACCUUCAGAGCUUGAGAGUCAUCACAGAAAGACAUCUAUGCCGCAAUGAAUGUCUCCUCAUUUUGUCUUUUAAUUUUAUCAAAAACACCAACAAACAGCUCUGUUUAAAGGCAUAUCUGAUUUAUUUUCUGUUUCCUACAGUCAGUCUUACAUUUGUUUUGCUUUGUACCACUGUCAUAUCAAUGAUUGUCCUGACUGGUUUGUAAUUUUCUUUAUUCCACUGGGCGAUCCAGUUGUUAAGUGCUAUGGUGGGCGUCAGAACAAGGAGUACAUGACUUAUCGUAAAGCUUAAAACUUGAAGGAGGGAAUGUUUUAUUGAACAAAUGAAUGAAUGUUCAGCAGUCAAUAAAACUGGUUGACAAUU